GCAUACCUCGAAAUACUCUCCUCCGCUUCAACGUUCUUCUCCUUUUUUUCCUUUUUUUUUUUUUGAUGCGAGCUAAUACAAAGGACGGUCGUGUUUAGCCUGAGCCCUCCACGGAUGGGAGAGGAGGGGGUUGAAUUCUCUCAAGGACACGGCGGCGGUGACGUCGAAAACUACGACGAGGGCGGAGGGGUGGCGCGCUAUUUUAACCGGCGACCCUGGACGAUCGAUCGGCCACGAAUUAAACGGCGUUGACGUGGCGGAGAAGUAUUCCGUGCCGCUCCGCAUCCGCACGAUUUCGAAUCGCUCGGCCACGCGAGGUCGUCGAACCCUGGGCGUGACUGACUCGCGGCAAACUCGGGGUAACUUCGCCGUGGCCGAACCUCCACUUCGCGCGCCACGAUUGAUCGACCGUUUCCUAUGGGGUUGUGGGCCUCCUAUCUCGCGGAUUUAUCUACCACCGGCCCUUUGUUCCACCCGGACUUCCACUUCGCGUUUGAAAUUCGUGGCGGACCGCGCGCGAUAAACCCAGUGUUUCGUUUCUUGGAAUCGUGCUUGAAAAUGAGUUUUUUUGAGAGAGAGAGAGAGAGAAUUAGGCGAAGAGAAAAAGAAUUUGUUUUGGGAAAGAGGAACGAUUAACCUCGAUUUUUUGGAUUGUAUCGAGGAAAGGGGAUAGAUUUUAUUUUGCGAAUUUUUGUUUUUAAUUAAUUUGAAAAAGGGCGGGAGCGAGCGAAAUGUUCUUUUAAUCCGAAUUAAUUUCUCUUUUUCAUUUCCCUAGACGAUUUUUGCGCAACAUCUUGAUAUUAUUCGUGGAAUCCUCCGAGUCAUUGUUAAUAUUAAUACUUGGACUUGGAUUAAUCAUCGUCUCGUCCCUUUCUUUUUUCAACGAGGUGAUUAAAUCUUUUUCCAUCUCAUUUUUCAAUAUUUUUAUGAAUUUCUGACGAGGAUUAAAUUUCUUUUUUUUUUCGAAUUAUAAAUCAAAAAUUCUUCACUUCUCAACUUAUUCACUAAGUGUAAAAACUGGAUGUAACGAGCAAAGUAAAAAAAAAAUAUAGGGAAUAUGAGGAGGAAAGGAAAAUUCGAAAUUCCCUGAUUCCGCGCAAAUAUAACACGUCCAUGCAAACGCACGAAUAAGAGCAAGCAAAUCCUCUGAAAGGGUAAGGUUACGAGUGUUUUAAAAAUAGGACUGCACGAAGUCCUUUUCCUGAAAUCAGUGUCACUGGGGAACGACUUCACAACUUUGUAAUGCCAUGUUCUAUUCGCAAGAAUGUUGCAUCAACAUCAUUUCCAUUAAAUUUCAGUUUUCGAAAAAAAAAUAUAUUAUUGUUAACUUAACAAUAAACUAUAAAUUGAAACAUCAACAUUUCUUUUCUCGAUAAUUAAAAAUACGUAAUAAAAUAAGAAGCAGAAGAAGAAGAAAAAAAAGAAUCAUAGGAAUUAUAUUAUUCCAUAAAAAGAUCCUCUUUUUUUUAUUUUUUUGGUAACGUUUUUCCUCAGUGAUUGAACAAAGAAAAAAAAGAAAACAGAAAAAUAGUAGUAAAAAAAAGAUGAAAAAGAUACUAACGAUUUUAUUUUAUUCCAGUAAAGUGUUGCACCAGUGUGUCCAUUUCCAUAUCAAAUUUCACUCUUUGAGGAAAAAAUAUACUAUUAGUAAUUUAAAAAUAAAUUAUAAAUCGAAACACCAACGUCGCACAUUUCUUUUCUCGAUAAUUGAAAACACCUAAUAAAAUAGCAGAAGCAGAAGAAGAAGAAUACGAAGAAAAAUACGAAUUAUCAUAAAGAUCCUCUUUCUUCAACGUUUUCCCUCAACGAUUGAACAAAAAAAAAAUAAAUAAAUAAAAAAGAGAGAAAAAAGAAAAAAGAGAGAACAGAGAAAUAAUAAUAUUAAGAAAAGCUGAAGAAGAUACUCGGAAUUUGUCUCGCGUCCGGGAUCCGGCCCAUUACACGCGGCUAAGAAUGCAUCAAAGCGGUCCGCGCCGCCCCUAAAAGCCUGCGGAUCCUGAUUUCUGACCGCCCUCGAAUUCCCCGCAAGCCUUUGGGGACGGCGAGAACGCUUUCAACCCUCUCGCGCGGCCACGCGGAGCCACGCCAGCCCCGGAAGGCGGUUUGUAACGUGGGCGGAAAAGCUGAGAUCAAUAUCAAGCGCGAAUUGGAACGUUACGUGGUGAAAAUCGACCCGUGACCUAGUGUGGACCCGCCCGUACCUAGCGCGCGGCAAGUGGCGCCAUCCGAAACACCGUCUCUCGCCACAAACUUAGCUGUGCAUAAAACCCGAUACACAAAACGUGUGUACGCGCGCGUGACGCGUGGAAUAUUUGCCGACGUUCGAUAGACAAACGGGUUAUCUAAUCUAAUGAUUUAAUCAACAUCAAGAUUUCUUUUUUUUUAAAUUAUCAUCUUACGUUACGAUGUAGCUGCAUAAUGAAGUUUCAGUAAUUUUAAUCUAUUAAUUUAAUUCGAACGUUGGAAAAUUCGGUGAGAAGACAAUUUUCAGAAGGAAGUUUGAAAAUAUAUAUGCAUCUUUUUCUUUUUUUUUUUAAUCAUUACAAGUUAACGAGUUUCCUCGAAAGUAAUUUCGAAUAAAUUAAAAUUUCUGUUUUCCACAAUUUCGUAUAACGUAUAGAUGGUAUAACAGGUGGAUAAAUUAAGAGGCUAUAAGUCGGAGGUUGAAAUUAGGGGAACAGACGCGGAGAGAGUUCUACUAGUGGAAUUGGUAAGUCUCUGGUCAGACAGGGAGGAACGAGAGGAUGCGGGGACGAUUGAUGGGUGGGCGUUUUAUUCGUGUAAACUCGUGGGAUGUAAGGGGUUGGAAUGAAGAGGUUGUAAGCUUUAUUGGAGACAAUAUAAAGAUAUAUGGAAGAUGUUCCGCCUAUAUGGGACGUAAACGAGAUAGCCUUUGUUCUCUUAUCAUCGAAGAUCGUUACGUCGUUAUAAUAAAUAACUUCAUUGUUUUUCCAAUUCUUUUUCCAGUUCUCCUUAUUGGUACUAUACCAUAACAAACAACUAACUAAUUAUUGUUUCCCCGUAAUAUAAUAUAUAAUAUAUCGUACCGUUAUUAUUAUCGUAAAAUAUUCAUAAAAACUAAUAUCAACGUGGCAUAAAAUUCGUGCCUUACGCUUUCCAAUAUGUAACUCGCGAUACAAAUUUUACGAUACCGUAUUCCGUCCAAACAACUCUACGUAAUAUUGGAAACAAUCGAACGAAAGAAUCCGACUAUCCAUCCUGGGGAAGAGCAAGGAGGUAAUAAAAGAAAGAAGAGGGAAACGUAUAAGCUACUUCUUCUUUCGAGGCAGCAUCGGCGGCAAAGGGACUAAGAGGAAGGAUACAACCGUGGACAUAUAUCUCUUCCAUGUCACGAUCAAUUUUAUCCUCGUGCCACCGCCCCAAAUAUUGACCUCCUUCCUUUCCAAAACGAGCAAGUCGUAACGAUGGAUUCGCAUGCGCCAUAUUGUGUAAUGGGUUGCAACUUACGUCCCGGCUGCUUACCUCGCGCACGAGGAAAGUUCCACGUGUGCGCGUCAGUGCGACAUACGCGAUGAGGGAGAAGCCACAGAGGAUUGGUAUUAGAGUGGAGACCUAACAUUAAUUCCGCGCGUGGUAGAUUAGAACUCGCUCGCUACCUUCCCCCUUCCGCCGUAUAUUUUCCCUCGGUUCCUGCGGUAAACACGUGGAUUAUUUUAUCUUUUGGGUAAAUAAAUGGUCCACGUACUUAGAUCAGACGUGGAAGAAUUUUCUUCGUCUUUUCUUUCUCUUUGUUUUUCGACCGAUUUUUAAGGACGGUGACGGAGGUGAUCGUAAAAUCGGGAACACUGUUUUCUUUUUUCUUAAAUUAAAAUUGCAAUGAUUAAAGAGAAAAUUAAAAUGCGUCGAAGAGGUUUUUAGUAUUGGGAAUCUUUCAAUAAUAAAAAUGAAAAAUUCGAAGCGAUGAUAAUAUUUAUUUAUCGUUUAUCAUAUUAUUAUUUAGAUUAACUUCUUGAACAAGUUGAAGUAGUAUUUUGAUUAAUUUUUGAGAAGUAUUUCGUUGCAUAAGUUCUAGUUUCUAAACGAUGAAGACGGAGAGGAAUUUGAAUUAAUUUUAUUUGAGUUGAUUAUUCGAAGAAUAAUUUGUUACGUGGAUUUUUAAUUUGAAUAGAAAAAUAUUUGAGCGUCGAGUUUUUCUUUUUUUCUUUUCUUUUUUUUUUUAAACGAAACAAUCGAUAACUUUACGUAACGGCAGUAAUAUAUACGUUUUUCAAAGUCCAUUAAAUUAAUUCUUUUGAAAGUUUUAAAAUGGAAAAAAAUAGACACAAAGUAUAAGUUAAAUAAAACGAAAUACGAGAACAUCGUGUAAACUCAUUAACGUACAGAACGCGACAGAUGGGAAUAUCAAUUGUAUUUUCAUUAGAGCAUUAAUGAUGCAUGACUGUCUCGAUUAAAAACGAUAUAUCAUAUUCUAAUUAAAUAUUCAUAACGUAAAACAUUUAUAUCAGCUAAUCUCGAUUCUAUUUUCUUCGCGAAAUUUCAAACAUGGCCGAUUAAAAGUUUAACCGGUCCAAUUACGGAAUAGAUGAAAAUUAAGAAAUAGUAAAUUUUAGAAGAUUAUAGUAACAGAAUGUUUAAUUUCCACUAGAAAGAAAAAUUCAAUGGUUUAUGCAAUAAGAAGCUUUCACAACAAAGAAAAUACGGUCAAAGUAGAUUAUGCCAUUCGCGGUCAGACAACGCGUAUCAAGUUCAUCUGUUUGAAAUGAAACUCGCAUCGACAUACUUUCAUUGGACACACCCAACGAAUAAAUAAUAGAUGCACACUCACAAAAAAAAACUGCUCUUCAAGAGUCGCAUUUUUCACGAGUAAAAAAAAAAGACGCUCAGAAGAAGAAAGAGAAAAAUACGAAGAAGGAAAAAAAAUUUAGGUUGUAAAAAGAAAUAAAUCCAACUUAUCCUCUCUCUCGUUCCUCCUUUUGUCUUUUUUAAGCAAUAAACGACUCGUUCCAAUUUUUACGCACGAUCCCUUGACCGACUUUCACUCGAAAAAGGACGUUUUCUAUCGCCAUGAAACAACCUGUGAAACACCGAUCAAGCAUCGUCAAGUCCUGUUUAAUUUUCUUAUUGGGGAGAAACUACUGAAAUUUUCGACGUCUUCCAGAUUCAAUUUAUACUAUUGGAACAUCGUCACCGACUACGGCUCGGUCAAGGUUCCAUUAUCGAUUAUUAUUGUAUCUCUAAUGAACGUUGCACUAUCGUCGUAUUUCACACCGUUUCCAGACUGUCGACACGUAAUUAUGAGGAAAUAUCCAUAUGAAUACAUCGUGCGUUCGACGAAAUAUACGAUAGUGGCUUCAAACUGCGAUAAUAAUCGAGAUUGUUUAAGUAUAAUUCCUCUAAUGGAACAAAAAAUCUCAUAAUAAAUGAUAAGAGAUAAAAUCAACUUCAUAAAGAGCAAUUGAAUCGGAAAAAUUCAAAUCCAAAAUUCGACACAGAUUAAAUUCUCCCAACGAAAUAUUUCCGAAAUGGAAAAUACGGAUCUUAUCUAUUCAAGAAAAAACCACUAGAAAAAAAAAAAAGAAAAAUUAAUUCCACGAAUCAAAAUUCAAGGUUUCCUAUAUACAUAUAUGUAUAUAUAUACAGUCUCGAGUACUCUUUUCGUUUCGACGAAUCAAGCGCACGAAACCUCGACGAGAUUCAAGGAUAUCGGAACCGUGUUUAAAACGAGACACGGACCACCAGGUUGGCAGUCGCAGCCAUUAGAGACGCGCGUACAGCCAUAAAACAGGACGAAAUGCAGGGAGGGCGACUCUCGAUUUCUCGGCGGAACCGGUCGCUGUUUCGAGAAAACAGUCUCCUGAAAAGGGGGCGUAACCCCUCGGAAGAUUUACUUCCGACGGCAAAGUAUACGUGGCGUAAUUUAUCGCGGCCGUGUACACGCGCGCCUCCAUUGAAUAAUAGCGCGGCCAACAGAGCGCGAUGCGGUGGCGCGUUCGCGCGCACCGAGGCCAUACUAAUUCCUUGUAUAAAUAAAGGACUUAUCUCCGACCUGCACACUCGUUCUCUAGACGUUAUGAUAUACUAACCUCAUUAGCAUGAGGCACAGCCAAGAAGUAUGGCUUCAAUAACGAGCGCGGUUUGUUGAGAGGUUGAGAACGAUUUUCGUUCCCCGUUUAUCGAAUAAUUUGUUCGAUCGAGAUUUCGAUAUAUAUGCACAUUCAUUUUUGGGAUUAACGGGAAAUUAAGUAAAAUUCGAUCGAUCGAUUCGAAUCGAUUUAGGAGUCUUUUUAAACUUUUGGUCGAUGAGUUCGUUCGAGCACCACUACUCGGAUUUAAUUUAAUUUAAAAAUUUCAAAUUAAAUAACAUCAAGGUUAUCGAGCGUAUCUUCAACAAUCUGGCAAUCUGUAGGAAGAUCCUGCUAUGUCUAAGAAGAAGAAUGGAAAGAACUCGAGCUAGUUUCCGUGGCGAGAUCAAAACGCGUCUGAAAGACGCGCGAGCGAAUAUGCAAACGAAUUAAUGGCGCGAAACGUUCCCCUUUGAUGUUUAUUCAUCGUGAAACAGGGAUUCACGUUUCGUGAGAUGGCCUCGUAGGGAAACGGAGCAACUCCAAUGAAUGACCAGUGACGAACGGCCUCGUAAAGAAGAUGGAUCGGGGCUGACUGAAAUAGACACGCGGCCAAUUAUCUUCGAGCCCGUUUCAGGUGCGCAUCUCGCGAGAACAAUGAAUCACAACGACCCACGAGGAAUCUAGAACUCCUAUAUCCAGUGAAGACGAUUCUUGCCUCUACUCGGAACUCGAUCUCUUAAAUCCAAGAUAUUAUUCCCAAAAAUCGCUGCACCAGCGUCGUGAUAUCAAAGGGACGAAGGGUAAUUCACCGAAUCUUCUGAAAACAUCCUCGAGGGAUUCCGAUUACUGUUGUUGUUUCACUCGCAGCGAUCACGUCGAGACAAAAUUACGUAAGUGAUUAACCAAGAAAGUAGGUGGAAAAUAUCGUGCGUCGAGUCUUCAAUAUUUUCCAGAUUACAAUCGAAAGAAGCAUGAGGUAACUUUUGCCACGGAGAGGUCUUCAAGCGGGUGCGAGGAUCUUAGCGGGAAAUCUUCGACGAAACUUGGGUAAUUAUCGGAGUAAAAGUUGGGCGUGCAUGCUUUUAAAUCACGCCUAAUGCGAAUCGGUAUAAUCGACACCUAAUGUACACCCUUAACAACAGGAGGGAAAGAAGCACGCCGCGAAUAAUACGAGCGAUCCGCCAACGCAGCAAAAAAUCCGUGGCGGACGAGGAUCGAUCGGAAUCGCCGCGGCCCGGAAACAGCAAGAGCAGCGUUGUCGUUCUCUACCACGAGAGAUCGGUGGUUCCGGCCGCAACAUCCCCCGAGCCACCCCUCAGAGUCACCCACUCGGAAGUGGCGGUUCCGCGCGAGCCGAGUCCAUCGGUGAUCCACACUGCGCGAUCCCCGCGCCAGGAAAGAUUGAAUCAGGACGAAACAUCGGAGGAUCGAUCUCCUAUAUAUCCAGCGGAGCGGAGAAGAGCUACUUUGAGACGACGUCGACGUUUAUCGAAGCGGCAAAGACCGGUGAACGUGCACAUUUAUCAGGACAGCCGCGUGGUGCAGGUCGGCUCUUUGUCGGAGAAUCAUCGUUUCGCGUCGAAGGGGGUGCACCUCCAAGAUCAGAGAUCCGAUUUGGCUAGAUACACGAUCAACACUGCGAAAAAUUUGAUCAGAUCGGAGGACGACACAUCCACUCGACAGGACGACGAUUCGGAUGAUCCCGAACGAGAUAUAAGAACGGGAGAACAGUGGAAACGCGAUAGAGGCUUCUUCGGGGAACGAUGUCGUCCCUCUGAUAAUCCCGCUUCGAAACUAAUGGCUCAUUCCAGUCCAGGACGAGACGGUGAUUGCAGCCAGUGCAAGAGAGAAGCGGUGUGUCCGAACUUGGCCUAUCUAAUGCAGCAGAUACAGUCACGACCGAGGGAACGGGGUGACGAUCGCGCAUUCAUCAGUAUAAACGACGGCGAGAAUUCGAAGCGAGUUUUCCCGUUUCAAUCGACUCCGAGCGGUAACCUGAAGAUCCUCCCGAAUCAGGUGGUGUUCGAAUCGAAGAAGGUGAGCGUGCUGGUCGCCGAUCCGAAGCACACGAAGAUCAACGUGAAGGCCGAGCUAAGUAAAUCGGGGAACGAGCUUGGUGGAUGCGCGUCCGAUUGUUCGACGCAUCCGAAACCGAUCGAUCUUCCGAUAGGUGUAUCGUCGUCGAUGAUCAAUCAGUUGCAAACUCACAAAAGGUUGCCAGCUCUCGAGGACGAGUAUAAAUCCACCAUGCAUCCGUUCAAAGCGAAGAUCGGCCAAAUGGAAACCGCGGAGCAGAAGCAGUCCACGUCGUCGUCGUCCCGUGAGGCAUCGCUGUUGCAGGAAGUGCCGCUCUCCGCACUCGGAUUUACGGGCGAGCAACCAAUCGAUUGGAAUAACAUAAUUCUCCCGGAGAAGACUGACCUGUAUCAGGAGUUGGCAAGGCGUAUCACAAAUUACAAGAACGCCGACUGUAUCGUGCGAAUCGAUCAGGACGAGUUCCAUUGCCACUUGCUCGUGCUUCAGAGCUACAGCACCUUUUUCGACGAGAGGAAUUGCAAGGAGAUCGAUCUCACCGGGAGCGACGUGUCUUCGAGAGCGUUCUCGCUCAUCUACGAUUGGAUGAUCAGUCCACAGAUGGAAAGUUACCGCCUUCUGCAAAGGGACAAUAUUCUGGAAAUGUUCACCGCCUCUCAAUACCUCGGAAUUAAAGAAUUGGAAGAACAAUGCUGGGCUUUCAUCGACAACGACGAAUUGUUCAGCGAGGACACCGCGUUUUUAUUGUACUUGGAGGCGAAGAAAGUUCGUAACACAGCUGUUAUGGAGUUGAUGGUGCCGAGAAUUAUGAAAUUCUUCUUGAUGUUGGUCAGUACCAAAGACUUCCUCGACUUGGCCGUGGACGAACUUUGCCUUUUGUUGAAGUCCAACUACAUUUCGGUCAAUAGCGAGAUGGAGGUUCUCAUGUCCGCCGUACGAUGGCUGAUGCACGACUGGGCGAACAGGAAAGAGAACAUGUUGGAGGUUCUGAAAUGCGUUCGUUUCGGAUUGAUCGCGCCGUGGCAGCUGGUCGAUGUGAAGAGAAAUCCCGAGAAUCCUGAAUUUAUGGAACUCAUGUCUUCGCCCGAUGUUCAAAAAAUGGUCGACGACGGGCUAGCUUUUGUCAUUAUAAAAUAUUGGUACGGCAAUCAAACGGAGGAUUACUAUCACUGGAUCGACUUGUUGGGGCUCACGGAACCGACCAAUCGAAACUGGGCUGGAGAGGACAAGAAUUAUGUGACGUAUCGAGAAUUUUUACUUUAUCUCGAGGAGUAUCAAAAAACGAAACUUACCGAGUUGAAGAAGCGAAGAAAUUAUCAGAAAUCUAUCAAUUCCCCUCGCAACGAUUACACAUUUACGAUGUCCAAAGGACCGAACAACUUUGUCCAGAGUUCAGGGAAAAAUUGUCUAGGCGAUACUGGUGUUAUUCACGGGACAACGAUGCACUCUAGACAUUCGAAACAAAUACCAUCGAAUUAUUUACAAAUGGAGAUGCCAGAGGGCAUGAUGAUACCACCGAAAUUCAUGAACGAAUAUAUAAACAACGUAGAGAAAAGCAAAGGGAACGAGGAGAGGAGCAUCGCCUUCGACGCCAGAUUCACCGGUGGAGGAGAAUCACUCUCUCAGAAGCUGUAUAGGGAACAGUGCCAGCGCGGCGUGAAUUCACCGAACGUCGAUAAAUUGGAUUACGAGAACAGGCGCGAGAAGAACACGGCGGAUGUUUGCCGGUGCCAGCAGCAGCGCGAGUCGAAUUUCAUAUUUUCCGUGAAGAAGCAGCACUCGACGAGACGUAAGUUCCCGAUGGAACUGGAAGAGCGUACAGACUCCGGCAAAUCCGAGGUGGAGGCCGCAACCACGAUACAGGCAGUUUAUAGAGGUUACAAGACUCGGAGGAAGAUCGAUGAAAUAAGAAAAUCAACGUCAGAGGAGAAGCGGAAUGUGAAGAAGGUAGCAGAACUUUUGUCUAUUCCAAUGGACGAAACUUUACGCAAUUCCUCGAUGGAGCCGAUCAGAAUUUCAAGCAGUCCGGUAAAUCAAAUGAGAAACGAGAAGGACGAGAUAGCCAAACUGCACUCGUUGAGCCCAAGAAAUAAAAAUAGAGGACAGUCGAUCCUUCAAAAUCAAAGUAAACGUUGCGUCGAGGAUCAAAUGAAUCAAUACGAAAUGCGUGGUUCUGGUUACACGAUCGAGGAACAACGAAAACAACAAAUUCCUCAAAAUUUAACGGCUCAACGAGAAACGUUGAAGUCUAUCAAGAUGAUAAAAUCGCCUAUGUUUUUCUCGAAAUUCGACGAAAGAACCAGUUCCUUGUCGAACACGGAUACCGACGAUCUCUCCUCCCCGCGAAUCGAAAUAAAAUCGACGGCAACGAAUAUCCAUGAGAAUGUGUCCGGCGAGAAAAACAACGAAAUGAAUUAUCCCGAUGGUGAUAAUAUUCAACGGCUCAAACCCACCAUCAGAAAUGUUCAGAUUCGAGCUACGACGAGCUAUAAACGACCCCUCCCACAAAAAAUCAGCGACAGCAUGAUAGCCACCAACGAUGCCGGUUACUUCUUCGACAAUUCUUUGUUCUUUCCUGACAGAGAAUCGGUCCUCGUGUUCGGUGGCGUCGAUCCCCACGAGGAAUAUGGCCGACCCGGGAAUACCGGCAAGGACAUAUACAGGUUUAAACCUGACCAGAACAUUUGGGAAUUCGUGGGGGAAAUUCCACGAGCGAGGCAUCAUCAUUCGGUCGCUUACUUAAGAGGUCGCAUUUAUAUAGUAGGUGGAGCCGAUCCUUUAGAAGACAAACUUCAUAGGAAAAGCUUCGCGGUUGGAAGCGUUUGGAGUUACGAUCCAACUACCAGGACUUGGUUCAAUGAACCUGGCAUGCUGUCAGCUAGGAAAGACUUCGGAUUGGUGGUCAGCCACGGGAAAAUGUACGCGAUAGGAGGGCAAGGAAGGAACGGGAUAGCUUUGAAAACAGUAGAGGUUUUCGAUCCAUCGGACUCCACGUGGAGAGAAGUGCAAUCGAUGCAGAUCGCCAGGGUGGGACCUGCCACUGUGAAAUAUCGAGAUCUUAUCUGGGUCGCUGGCGGAAUGACAAAAUCGAAGAAGGAGCUAUUCUCAAAAGAAGUGGAGUGCUAUGAUCCGAUCAAAAAUUUGUUAGCUCGAUUCCAUCGUUUAAAGUUCCCUUCAUGCGUUCUCUAUUUCCCAUUACCUGGAUUAAACGCUCGAUAUAUCGAGUAUACAACGGUAAAUGCCGUCGGUAAAAGCUGUUAUCGAUGCGCUCUUUUCAGAUGGCUGAAAGCGAUACCUUUGAGGUCACCGAGGUGCUUUGCCUCCUUCUACGUGAUAUCCGACUGUCUUUACGUGAUCGGCGGAGCAUCGACCACGGAAAACGCCACUCAGAGUAUCGACAGCAUCGAUGUGUGGGAUGGAAACGAUUACGUUUGGAGAGAACACACGAAUAUGUCGAUCGCGAGACACGGACAUUCCACUGGUUCUAUAGGUGAUCAAUUGUUGAUAAUUGGCGGAGUAACCACGGUGUUUAUGAAAACUUUGAAUAGCGUUGAAUGUUAUUGUUGCGAUAUGGGGAAAUGGAUGAAAGGUGUAUCCGCGCUGCCGCAUCCGGUUUCCGGUCAUGGAACCGUGUCUUUACCACCGGCAAAUCUUUUAAUAAAUCGCUGAUAGCUGUGAAAUAAAAAUUGACAUGUUUCUUUAUAUGUUUGUUGCGUUUGAUAAUCAAUGUAUUUGAGUAUUUAUUAUAUCAUUACCAUUUGUAUUUCAUUAUUUCUAAUUAUAUAUCAUAUCACUUUUACGAUUUA
Messenger RNA from Apis cerana (Asiatic honeybee), 11866 nucleotides. RefSeq lists its product as uncharacterized. Lineage: Eukaryota; Metazoa; Arthropoda; Insecta; Hymenoptera; Apidae. The record is from RefSeq and is a predicted model, not a curated record. Gene Ontology annotation, molecular function: protein binding.